GAAGGAUGUGUUUUUUUUCUCGGGAAUCAGGACGCUCGAGCCUACACCUCAUCCUGAAGGGAGGCAAGAAAGUUUGUCCCAAACCUUAAAGGACGUGUAUUCGCUUGAGCUAUGGCCUUCUUGUGACGCUGACUUUGCAGUGGUUCAAAGUCCAAAAUCUCCGAGGCAGGCCAUAUCAUUCCUAGAAGAAACCAUCAUAGUGGAAUUGAACUGGAGGAAGGACGAUGACGGCGGUUUAUAAAGAUGACCAGGAGGACUGGCUGACGGUGUGUCUCAAGUACCUGCUCUUUGUUUUCAACUUUCUCUUCUGGGUGGGUGGAGCAGCUGUUUUGGGUGUAGGAGUCUGGACACUGUUGGAGAAGAGUGACUACUUGAGUCUGCUGGCCUCCAGCACUUUUGCUGUCUCGGCAUAUAUCCUCAUCCUGGCCGGCGGCAUGGUGGUGCUUACCGGCUUCUUGGGCUGUUGCGCUGUCAUCCGGGAGCAGAAAAGCUGUCUGUCCACGUAUUUCUUCUGCCUGCUGCUGAUCUUCUUGAUUGAGCUGGUGGCUGGAGUACUGGCUUACGUCUACUACCAGAGGCUGAGUGAGGAGCUGAAGCAGCAUCUGAACCAGACCAUGACAGAUAACUACGCCCAGCCAGGGCAGGAGGCCAUCACGUUAGCCGUGGACAGACUACAACAGGACUUCAAGUGCUGUGGCAGCAACAACUCCCGCGAUUGGAUGGUGAGUGUGUACAUUUCAUCAAAGCAGGGCGAGGACAGGCUGGUGCCCGACAGCUGCUGUAAGACCGUCACGCCUCACUGUGGCAAGAGAGACCACCCGUCCAACAUCUACAAGGUGGAGGGGGGCUGCAUCACUAAGCUGGAGCAGUUUCUGGCCGACCACCUCUUGGUCAUCGGUGCUGUGGGAAUAGGAGUGGCUUGUCUGCAGGUCUGUGGGAUGGUGUUCACCAGCUGCUUGUACAAGAGGAUCAAGAUGGACCCUUACUGAACACACCAGACCCCCCCAACACACCAUCUUCAACAGGCAGAUGGAGAAAAGAAAUGACCUGCUGACACCUAAACUUCACCCUCUUGAAUCUUGAACUCUGACCUGGUGAUCUAAGCCAAGUUCCAGGUCACCUACACCGCAGUCAGAAACGAAGCACACGUUGACCAACCGGGCUGAUAGUUGUAGCUUUGUCCACCUGACUGAUCUCUGACUGUGAUGUCGGCCUGCUGGAACAACACGCCUGUUUGCAGAACUGCCUUGGCUUAGAUGCAUGCUUUAGUAUGAGCAGGACAAAACAAGGGGACAUGUCAACUAAUCGAUUAGUGGAUUUAUUUGACAGAUCUGUAAAAAAAAAAAAAAGUCCACAAAGAAUUAUGCACGACCUUGAAUCUUGUGUUUACCA
Messenger RNA from Cottoperca gobio, 1392 nucleotides. RefSeq names its product tetraspanin 11 (gene tspan11). Gene Ontology annotation, cellular component: plasma membrane. NCBI's taxonomy places the organism in Eukaryota, Metazoa, Chordata, Actinopteri, Perciformes, Bovichtidae. The transcript has 8 exons. Bases 225 to 989 code for a protein of 254 amino acids. The record is from RefSeq and is a predicted model, not a curated record.